CUCUUUCUACUUUUCUACUAGUAGUACUAGUUUCUAAUCAUAAAUUAAUUUGUAGAAAAAAUGAUAUGUAGUUUUCUUCGAAGAUCCAUUCAGUGAAGAGUAUAAAUUGAAGUAAAAAUUUUGAAAAUUGUUGUUUAACAGUAAUGAAUUGAGUGCUGUAAAAGUUGCAGUCAUUAGUCAAACAUAAAAUUGCGUUGGUCACUUUCUUCUUGAUGUGGUAUGACUUGUCCCAUCAAACCCUGGGAAAAAGCUAGAAAUAUGUCUUCGAUAAGUAAUCCCGUUUGCGAAUCUUCUCUAAACAAAUGCGAAUUAGGAAACGGCGAAUCUGCUCAUUUUUCAUCAGAAAAAAUAUGUAAUACAACGCCGCUCAUUGGUUCGAUACCAGUCACCGUAGAACCUUCGAUAGGACGAGUGUCGAGUCUUCAAAGACCAGAGAUUCCUCCGAGAAAUUACAACGGGCUGAAUCCAACUGCUCCUCAGAAUGUUGGUUACAAUCCUUAUAAUAGAUUACAAUAUAAUAAUUAUCAAAGAAUGCCUUACGGAGGAGGAGGGUAUUCGAUGUAUGGCUACGGAUCGAGCCCAUAUUACUCAGGAGGUUAUGGAGGAUAUGGAAUGAAUAGUUAUAAUAAUGUUCUCAGUAACCCCGAAAGCAGAUUCAUCAGAGCUGCGGAAGAAAGCGCUAGACCAACGUUUCAUGCGAUCGAGUCGCUCACUCGAGCAAUUAAUUCGAUCGCUUUCAUGAUGGAAUCGACCUUUGGAUCACUGAAUAUGUCAUUUCAAGCGGUGUUAUCUGUGAUAGAGAAUUUUUCUCAGGCUAGAUCAUUUCUCAGACAAUUUUUCGCCUCUAUUUUGACGCUUCGAAUUUUUCACAAAUUCUUCUCCAUUUUAGUCGGUCUCAUGAGACGUAUGGGUUUAAUAUCCGAACAAACGAUGGCUAAUAUGUUAUGGCGUAAUGUCGAAUCGCAACAGAUCGUUUCUAGCUCUUCGGGUGUUUCGAUGUGGCCUGUUUUCACAUUCUUAGGACUGAUGUUCGGUGCCCCGUAUUUUAUUUCGAAAAUGUUUCCCGUCGAAGAUAAAUCUAAAUCAGAAAUCGAAUGGAACCCCGCAGUGGACCGUUACGUACCAUUAGUAGCUGUGCACGAUUUUCAAGCCGGUAACGACCAAGAAAUCGGUUUCCAGAAAGGACAACUUUUGAAAAUGAUGCCAGCGGAAUUACAAAAGUCUCCUUCGCCGUAUUGGGUGUUCGUAGCGAAUGAAAAUAAUCAAACCGGUUAUAUUCCCAGAAAUCACGUCGCUCCUGCUUAAUUUCUCGACCAAGAUGUCUAUUUUUCAACGGUGUGCAGUUAUGUUACUUCAUUUUAUAAAUAAUACAUAUUUUGUGUUAGUGAUUCAAAAUGUGCGUUUUGAUUCAGUCAGUCUCUCUUUUGAAUAAUCGAUUCCAUUAGUUCUAUCAUUAUUUUCGUUGUCUGUAAUGCUCGUGGUUAGUGUUUGUUGAUUUUUUGAAAUUGUAUAUUUCGCGAAAUAUAAAUGAUGAAUGAUGUAAAACAAAAAACAGAACUUGACUUGGCAGCGAUGUUAGUUGACAUUUUCGUGUUUAGAUUUGUUUAAUUUUUUUAUUCUCAGUAUUUAAGUGUAGGUCAUGUUUUUAUGUAAUGGUAUACAUAUGUUAUUUAUGGUACAGUGGUUAUUAUUUGGAUUGUUGAUAAAUAUAUUCUUGUUUUUAUAA
Molecule: messenger RNA, 1726 nt
Organism: Planococcus citri (citrus mealybug)
Lineage: Eukaryota; Metazoa; Arthropoda; Insecta; Hemiptera; Pseudococcidae
Product: peroxisomal membrane protein PEX13-like
Exons: 6
Coding region: 220-1305 (361 amino acids)
Biological process (GO): protein import into peroxisome matrix, docking
Cellular component (GO): peroxisomal membrane; peroxisome; peroxisomal importomer complex
Molecular function (GO): protein binding
Source: RefSeq, a predicted model, not a curated record